This is a messenger RNA of Monascus purpureus, 2278 nucleotides long. Lineage: Eukaryota; Fungi; Ascomycota; Eurotiomycetes; Eurotiales; Aspergillaceae. The record is from the annotation of a GenBank genome assembly.
AUAUCCUGUCUGUUGUUCGCCUCUUUCGCUGUAAGCUUUUCCUCUUUUAUUUCUUCCCCUUGGUGCGGGAAUGAUUUCCUUCCUGUCCUUCCAUUUGGAUUCUUUUCAUUUCAGUUCAAUUCGAUUCCGGCUCAUACCGUCAGUCCGAGAAGCACUGUGUGCCAUUUUUGCUCGUCGACUUUCAGCCUUAUCUUUUUUUUUCUUUCUCUCCUUUCUUGCCCUUCUUUUUCCUAUUCUGUAUAAAGGGCAUUCAUUAUAUUCUACCUCGUUUCUUUUUUAGGAGGGUAGCGGUUCAGCCUUUGUUGACUGUUUCCCUUCUUUCGCUUCAUUGGGCAUUUGACAUGUCCAGUUUUUUACCCCUUGUCCCCUGUCAUUGAAACCUGACUGCAUAUAUUGCAUGGUUCCUGGACUGACCUAUCCUUUCUAUUUCUCCCUGCAAGACUCCGAGGCAUACAUUUGCAAGCCUUCCAUUCUGAAUUUUGUCUGAAUAAUAGCAUUGUUUUAACGAAAGGAAAACGGCCUAUUUAAUGUAGGUACCUGUAUCGGUACUAUUUAUGAAGACUCUAUAAAUAUCAACGGGCGCUCGACCUAUGAAGAUCGAAAAAUGAGUGCCCUGACUCAAUCGCAGGACGGUUGCUCCGUCUCAGCCCAAGACCCUAUCUCUGCUCUUGCUGCUUUUGAAUUCCCUCAGAUGGACUCUACUACGCCUUUGGCAGAUUCAUUCCCCAGUCCCCCUUCUGGGGAGCUCCACUGGCGCACGCAGUCCGAGAGCGUUAUCCCCCCAGAAAGCCCCAGGAGGAUGAAGAGGCUCAAGCGGAAGAACGGACUCGUGAACUUGAACCCGGCACGGCCGCUGGUGAGUCCUCAUGCUCGUUCUUUUUCCAUAUCAGGGUCUUCCGCGCCAUCGAGUCCGCCGCCUCUAUCGCCAUCGAAUUCGCUGAGUGUCAUGUCCCAGAGGAGUGAGUCUGAGCUGGAAGGUUCUCUUUCCGUUGUGGCUUCUUCCAGUUUUUCUGAAGUGAAUACUAUCCCUGAAGCGCAUGAAAUGAACUCCCCAGAGCAAUUGGAUACUUUACAUGAUUAUGAAGAACACGAAACGCCCACGAAUACCGCAUCCCGCUUCCACUCCAAAUCCAAAGAGGACUCGUACUUCGCAGCUAUGCCAUCAGCACAAGUCACCAUUUCUCACGAUGGAACGCCAUUUGAGAUCCUCAAUCCUCGCAAAUCCCUGAAAACCGCUCGAAUCGUAUCCUUCAUCGAGGACACCGACCGCUUCUCGAUCCUCACCGGUGAUCGUUCCGGAAUUCCCAUUGGGACUUAUCGUGCUGAGACCUUAGUGGAGGAGGAUGAAUCCGAGCACAAUCACCCAGCAGAGUCAUCAUCAUCAUCAUUCACAGCGCAGAAGAAGCAAUCCUCGGUUUCUCUGCAUUCCUCCUUCCACUACUUACCAUCCAGCUACUCCACGGAGACCAUUCCAAAAAUCCCUUCUCCAUCUCCGGGAAUGGACCUGACGAACCCCUACGCGGCUCUGCCCCGAUGCAGGGACCUACCCAGAACCCCACGCCAUCUGAUCCGCCCAGGACCAUUAUCUAAUCAGCCCAGCGAGCAGAGUAUACGUGACCGCGCCAUGCAUGACGGACGCAAUCUACGACGCGAACGCUCAAUGCCGGCAAUGCGAACACGAAGGGAAAGCGGAAAUAAUAAUGCACACCUCGAUCUCGUCGGUGACUUCUCAGAUCCGCCCAUCCCUUCUAUCUCCGAACGGCUCGACUCUCACAGCAACCAUCCAUUUAGAUUUGACAUAGUCCAUCUAACUCCGAUCCCAAACCCGGAUGGCGGAUACCGGAUACCGGUACCGGGGAAUGGAUCCGGGGCAGACCAGGAUGAAAUGGUGAUCCAUACCUGGCUGCCUAAGCCAGGGACGGAGGCUAUGAGGAAACAUAAGCGGAAAGUCAGCCGUAAUCAAAUGAAGGAGAAGAUGUCCCGGUUUGGGUUUGGGUGGAUGUCUUCAUUGUUUCGGUCUGGGAAUUGAUUGGUCUAUGCAAGAAGGGGAAAUAAGUAACAACAAGCGGGGGGACGCCUAUUUCUAGUUUUGGCCAUGCGCAUGGUAUGGAGUUUCAAUUGAGAUGUGGAUUUUGGAUUUUUGGGGGGUUUGUUUGGCGCUGACAAGCGGGAUGUCUCUAUAGCUGUACGGAGUACGGAGUAGUUUAUGAAUGGAUUCUAUCUCCAGAAGUAGUGGAUUCAUUUCCCACCUCUAACCCCGAUCAAAAGAGUAAGCGGU